Daktulosphaira vitifoliae (grape phylloxera) is the source of this 807-nucleotide messenger RNA. RefSeq lists its product as uncharacterized. Lineage: Eukaryota; Metazoa; Arthropoda; Insecta; Hemiptera; Phylloxeridae. The transcript is spliced from 2 exons. The coding region runs from base 436 to 780 and encodes 114 amino acids. The record is from RefSeq and is a predicted model, not a curated record.
UAUGGGGAGUACAUAAGAAGAGGGGCUAUGAAAAAAAUGAAUACUUUUUAGAAAUUACUUAAUAAAUUGUAAUUAAUAAGUAAUUAUAAGUUAAAAAUGUUUAAGUGGUGAAGGAAUGGGUUAGUUUACGGGGAUAUGUGAUCUGUGAUUUGUUGACCCCUCUAUGAAAAUAUGUGAUUUUUCCGCAUAAAUGAGCAUGAAAUCGUUGAUAAAGUCACAGUGUCAUCAAGAACCAUCAGCUCUAAAAAGAAGACUCUACUCUAUGAACAAUAUGGCUGCCGAACCUGUAAGAAAACAACGUUAUGUUUAUGUUGCACCGACACCGCCAGCUGAAAUGAUCGAUUCAAGCAGUUAUACAAUUUCGUUCGGCGAUAGAAAAUUUUUACAACUAGGACUGAAUCACGUUUACUAUUAAGCCGUCAAAUAGACCGCAUUAUGCAAUACGCCGAUGGUAAAUGGCCAGGACUUAGAACUCUACAAUCACCAAAUGAUGAAAUGGUUAAUUUUAUAAGAAGUUUGAACGAAAUAGAAAUAGGUGACAGUAAUUACAUAAGCGAGCUAAAAAAUUUAGCAUACAAUGUAAUAGUUGAUCGAUGGGUCAAGUCAUGGUCCGAGGGCACGCUUCAAAUUAAUGAAAAAGAAGAAAUGUAUGACGAAAAUGACGGUCCGGCAUUUUUCGAUACAACAGUGUUUACCCAAGAAAAUAGUUAUAGUCCAUGGGCUUCACAAUGGCCGAAACCCAAUCACGUCAGAAAAUUAACUUAUAUUAAUAAUUUAUAAACAAUAACUUUAUAUAUUGUACUAGUU